AUGCCUACCCUCCUCUACAUCGAAGAGUCCUGCACAGUAUGCGCCGAGGAUUUCUGCGUGGAUCGCAAGAUACACAAUCUCAAAUGCGGACAUGUCUUUUGUCGUCCGUGCCUAAGCAAUCUGAAUCCAAGCCUAUGCCCCGUCUGCCGGAAGUCGUUCCGCCAGAACGAGAUCGAGUGCGUCGGACCGUGGGAGAGCGAUCCCAGCCCGGUACAGACCGACGAUAAGUGGGACGACUGGCGGGACGUGCUUGACAGGAUCGCGCUCAUGGGGAUCGAGGACGACACUUGGGUACCCUCCACCGCUGAUCGCGAACAAGACUACGGGGUGCGCGAGGAGUUGGGCUUGCCGCGGGACAGGGGAGAGGAGGAUUGGAACAGAGAUGCAUGGCUGUCGCCGAGCGGUCACCCGUUUGCAAGCGUAUCGCUGGAUUCUCCUUCGUCCAUCGAGUGGGCGCCAGGGGUGACUCUGUCGGAUAGGGAGUAUGCGGAGGACUCCGCGGCAUGGGCGGCGAUAGCGUUGCGACCGCGAGCGGGUGGAAGUUCAAGCGCCGGUGGAUCUCAACGGAUGUCCAUAGGACGCGACGAGAAAGGCGGAUCAUGCGUGAUAUGUUGA
Molecule: messenger RNA, 615 nt
Organism: Peniophora sp. CBMAI 1063
Lineage: Eukaryota; Fungi; Basidiomycota; Agaricomycetes; Russulales; Peniophoraceae
Source: the annotation of a GenBank genome assembly